UGACCUACUUUCGCAUAUCCCAGCGAAUAAAUUAUGUUUUUUAGAAUCAUUUAUAUGUUGACCGUUGACAUUAACAGUUUACAGUAGUGUGUUAAAUACACGUGUUAACCUCCAUGGGAUACUUCUUGAACACAGUUUUCCUUGACCUAUUGAAUGUAUGGAUAAUUUUUGACUGUAAAGGGGCAAUGCUACAAUGUGUUCAUACACUCAAGGACAAGGCUACAGUGUUAUCAUGUGUUGGGGUAUUGUCUGUGAUUACGUACACAAGUUAUUUUAUAACAAGAAAACAAGAGGACACGUUGGCUGAAUUGAAAACAAAACAAGAUAACGCGUUGGCUGAUUUGAAAACAAAACAAGAGGAAACGUUGGCUGAAUUGAAACGAAAACAAGAAGAACUGUUGACAGAAGCAAGAAGAGAGCAAGGGGAAAUAUUGGGUGAGUUGAAAAAAGAGUUGGCAGAGUUGAAAAAAGAAAAAGAAGCUGAAUUGAAAAGGAAACAAAAAGCUGCAAUAGAAAGGGAACAACAAGAUGACAUGAAAAGAAAACAAGAGGAAAAGUUGGCUGAAUUGCAAAGAAAACAAGAGGAAACAUUGGCCAAAUUGAAACAAAAACAAGAGGAAACGUCGGCUGAGAUGCUAGAAAACGAGGGGAAAAAGCUUCAAAAAUGGAUAGAAAAAGAGAAGAUAACAUUGGUGGAAUUAAUAAGAAAACAAGAGGAAACAUUGGGAGAAUCAAGGAAAAAGCAAGAGGAAACGUUGGCUGAAUUGAAAAGAGAACAAGAAGCUGAAUUGAAAAGGACACAAGAAGCUAAAUUGAAAAUGAAACAAGAAGAUGAAUGGAAAAGAAAACAAGAGGAAACAUUGGCUGAAUUGCAAAGAAAACAAAAGGCAACAUUGGCUGAAAUUCAAAGAAAACAACAUGAAAUAUUGACUGAAUUAAAAAAAGAACAAGAAGCUGCAUGUAAAAGAAAACAACACGAUGAAUUGAAAGGAAGACAAGACGAUGAAUUGUACAGAAAACAUGAGGAAAGAUUGACUGAAUUGCGACGAAAACAAGAGGAAACAUUAACUGAACUGAAAAGAAAACAAGAGAAAACGCUAGAUGAGUUAAAAGAAACCGAAGGGAAAAAGAUACCUACAUGGAUAGAGAAAGAGAAAAACACUUUGACUGACUUUAAAAGAAAACUAGAGGAAAUGUUAGGUGAGUUUAAAAGAGAAAAAGAAAAUGAAUUAAAAAGGAAACAUGAAGAAACCGUCUUUGAAUUAAAAAGAGAACAUGAUGCUGAAUCGAAACUCGACAAAGAAGAUGCGUUAAAAAGAAUACAAGAGGAAAUGUUAGCUGAAUUACAAAGAAAACACGGACAAACAUUGUCUAUGGUUGCUGAUAUGAAAACAAAACAAGAGGAAAUAUUGACGGAAUUGAAAAAAACCCAAGAGGAAACGUUGGCUAAACUGACAAAAGAAGAGAAGGACGAAUUAACUCUAUUCAUUGUAAAUGAGAAAAACAACUUAACUGAAUUGAUGAAAGAGCACACAAAGUUAAUUGAUAGUAUAGAAGAAAAGAAGCAAACAAUGCAAAAAUGUUUGUUUGAUGCAGCUCAAACUUUUAAUUCAUAAAUUUUCAGUCAUAUAAGCACUACUAGUUUUUGUUACCUACGCUACAUUGUACGUUUAUUUUCAUUUAAUACAAUCAAAGGAAAACACAUAUAAUUUACUUGAAUUUGACUUUUUUUCAAGAUUGCUUGUAAAAAGCGUAUUGAGAAAUAGAUUUAUUCUUAUUGAUGGCAAUAGGGACCUCAUUUUACAGUAAUGUAGAAGAUUUAUUCUUAUUUAUGAGCUCAACAUUAAACUUUAUGCAAGGUUGAGAAACUGCUUUCCUAUGAAAAAAUCCUUUGGAAUUUCUGAUUUUCGAAAAAAAAGAAAUGCACAAAGCAAAUCGAUGAUUUUGAAAAUUGAUGGCAUAUAGGGAAAUUUUUGCCUAUACAAAAAAAUUCAGAUUGUUGAGAAUUUGAAAUCCGUUUUGUUCUAUCGUCAAUGAACGUGUCAAACAUUUUAAUGUUUGUAGGCAUAAGGGCAUACAACUAAGAAUACAGAUAUACAUAUCGGAGUUGAGUGUGACGUCUAUUUUCGCUGAACUAGUUAACAUAUUUUAAAGGGCCAGCUGAAGACUGCCUCCGGUCGCGGGAUUUUAUCGCAUUGUUGAAGACCCAUUGUGGCCUUCCGCUGUUUUCUACUCUUUGGUUGGAUGGUUGUCCUUUCAUUACAUUUCAAAUUUCCUAUCUCAAUUUUAAUUGGUCAACUUUUUGUAUAAGUCAUACUGAGGUCGUUGCUUUUUGUCUUCCAAAUAUUGUCUAAAAAAAUCUAUUACAAAACGACAAUCGAUAUGAAUUCAAAUGCAGCAACAUGUCGAAGUUAUUAUUCAUUUUAAUAAUGACGUCAUUAUCUAUCUUAAUAAAGAAACGAGGUCCUUUUUUUUCAAGUAACGUUUUUAUCUCAUUAACGUAUUAUUAACUAUAUAAAACUGGAAUUGAUAGACACGUCAGUGUGGUGUUAUUCUGUUUUUUUUUUUGUUUUUUUUUUUAUAGAAAACUCUUUUUUUUAUCCAGUGAGUUUACUUUGAAAAUCGUUUUCAAGAAAAGUGCUGGAAGACUUAUUGGUCUAAGUCAAGGAUGUUGGUGAUCUCAUCAGAUCCAUCUAUUCUCUUUGGGAUGAUAACUUUAAUAUUUGUUUCUACUUAACUAAUUGUCUUGGUAAAAUUGCUCAAUUUUAAUGGGCAAAACGUAUCGUUAUUCGUUGGACACCGUCAUUAAAAGGCUGUAACCUCUGAGGAAAUGUUUUCAGUCAUAAUAAAUCUUGGUAGAUUUUGUA
Messenger RNA from Mytilus californianus (California mussel), 2867 nucleotides. RefSeq lists its product as uncharacterized. The transcript is spliced from 2 exons. The record is from RefSeq and is a predicted model, not a curated record. NCBI's taxonomy places the organism in Eukaryota, Metazoa, Mollusca, Bivalvia, Mytilida, Mytilidae. Bases 114 to 1616 code for a protein of 500 amino acids.